GAAGGAAAUAAAAUUUGUUCCCAUCUUAUUUAUUCAAUUUAUUGUUGAUUCUUAUCGGCUACAUAUUUUUUCUUCACUACAGUAUAUUUUGGAAUGCAAGUUUGGAUCACAACAGGAGCUUACGAAGAUGUCGAACGAAAAACAUUUGAUGUGCCAGGGGAUGAUAAACCAGGCAAUUUAAAGAUACUCUAUCAAUAGUGAACAAUGAGGAGUGCUACAAAGUGUUUGGGUACUUCCUCGGAUUCAUGUGGAUAGUAACGGCGUUCUACUACACGAUGGAAACAAUUGAGCUGUUGAAGCUGAUGCGAUUACAAUGCACCAAUCAGGCGAAAAAUGAAACCUUUCGGAUCCAAUUUGACGACGAACUGGUGGAUAAGGUGUGCAACUUCUACGGACGUUUGGAUGACUUCAUGCCAUACCACAUUAUUACAACGCUCAUCAAGAUGGUUCCUGGCAUAUUGCUAAUUGUAGGAAUAUUUAAACACAAUAUAACUUUAAUAAAGGUAUUCAUUGUCUACGCUCUUUUGGAAGAGAUUUUCUUUGUGACUGUCUUCUCGAAAAUAUUCACUCUUAUCAACACUGAAGGGAAAAAGAGUUCAUGGAUAUUCUGGAUCUUGGUUUUCUCAUGCGCAAAACUUAUACUGGGAAUCUGGAUAAUCCUCGGAGUUUAUGCAGCUAUUGACAGCAGGAUAAAAACAAUUCAUAGAAUAAUGUGAUGGCAUUCGGAUAGUCGACAAAUUCUAAGGGCCGCUAUUUCAU
Molecule: messenger RNA, 759 nt
Organism: Armigeres subalbatus
Lineage: Eukaryota; Metazoa; Arthropoda; Insecta; Diptera; Culicidae
Exons: 5
Coding region: 246-716 (156 amino acids)
Source: RefSeq, a predicted model, not a curated record